This is a messenger RNA of Coccidioides posadasii C735 delta SOWgp, 345 nucleotides long. RefSeq lists its product as uncharacterized. Gene Ontology annotation, biological process: attachment of spindle microtubules to kinetochore. The record is from RefSeq and is a predicted model, not a curated record. Gene Ontology annotation, cellular component: DASH complex. Gene Ontology annotation, molecular function: microtubule plus-end binding. NCBI's taxonomy places the organism in Eukaryota, Fungi, Ascomycota, Eurotiomycetes, Onygenales, Onygenaceae.
AUGCCACUCCACCCCCCUUCCCGCCCCUCCUCCGCCGCUUUCACCCACUCCAGGGCCCAAGCAGCCGCCCCAUCCACAACGCCCGCAUCGACAUCGACCUCUGCCUCCAUCAUCUCCGCCUCGAGCAUGUCUGCGUCUAAGGCCCGGCAAUAUGCGCACCUCCACGCGCAGCUCGUCCAGCUCAAUGCCCACCUGGCCGAUACGGACAACCUGGUGAGGAUGACGAGUGCGCAGGCUGGAGAUAUGAGGUUCCUGGGCGGAUACGUGGGCGGGCUGUUUAUGGGAGCAGCGAAGGUGUUGGGGGAAGAAGGGAUUGACAAGACGGGUGGGAAUGCGAAGGAAUGA